Messenger RNA from Rhinolophus ferrumequinum (greater horseshoe bat), 6659 nucleotides. It is a transcript of the gene TLL2, whose product is annotated as tolloid like 2. Gene Ontology annotation, biological process: proteolysis. Gene Ontology annotation, molecular function: metalloendopeptidase activity; zinc ion binding; calcium ion binding. The coding region runs from base 231 to 3278 and encodes 1015 amino acids. The transcript is spliced from 21 exons. The record is from RefSeq and is a predicted model, not a curated record. Lineage: Eukaryota; Metazoa; Chordata; Mammalia; Chiroptera; Rhinolophidae.
GCCGCCGCAGCCUCGGCCGCCGGGCAAGUAUCUCCGAGCGGCGGCUUCCUGGGUGCCCCGACGCGGACGGGGGCUCCACGCUCUGCUCGCUCCGCGCGGAGCCAUGCUGGGCAGCAGCGCGUAACCUCCGCGCUCGGGCCGCCGCCGAAUCGACCCGGUGCACCUUCCCUCGCCCGAGCCCAGCUUUCUCGGCACGCAAGUCCCUCGGUCUUCGCCUACCCCUCGCAACCAUGCCCCGGGCGACUGCGCUCGGGGCCGUUGGGCCACUGCUGCUGUCUCCUUUGCUGCUGCUGCUGCUACCGCUGCCCCACGACGCGGAGGGGCUCGGGGAGCGCUCGGACGCCGCCUCGGACUACUCGGCACUGGAAGGCGAGGAGGGCACGGAGCAGCAGUUAGAGCAUUACCACGACCCGUGCAAAGCCGCUGUCUUUUGGGGAGACAUUGCCUUAGAUGAAGAGGACUUGAAGUUAUUUCACAUAGACAAACCGUCAGUGGAGGAAAUGGGACAUCGAACAGGUGGACUUGAAGAGCAGUCAUUCGAGAGCUGGCCGAAUGCCACAGCCACGAAUGCCAGCAGCGACGAAGCUGGAAAGGAUGCCAAGGAGAAUGCCAUGUUUCCACAGAGCCUUGGGACCUCGAAUGCCAGAGCGGAGACCUUCUCUCCCCGUGUCCGAAGAGCCACAACCUCAAGGACAGAGAGGAUAUGGCCUGGGGGCGUCAUCCCCUAUGUCAUUGGAGGGAAUUUCACCGGAAGCCAGAGGGCCAUUUUUAAGCAGGCCAUGAGACACUGGGAGAAGCACACCUGUGUGACCUUCAUAGAGAGGACGGAUGAAGAAAGCUUUAUUGUGUUCAGUUAUAGAACCUGUGGCUGUUGUUCCUAUGUUGGGCGAAGAGGAGGAGGCCCACAGGCCAUAUCCAUUGGGAAAAACUGUGACAAGUUUGGCAUUGUGGCUCAUGAGCUGGGCCACGUGGUUGGGUUUUGGCACGAACAUACCCGGCCAGACAGAGACCAGCAUGUCACCAUCAUCAGAGAAAACAUCCAGCCAGGUCAGGAGUAUAAUUUCUUAAAAAUGGAAGCUGGGGAAGUGAGCUCUCUGGGAGAGACGUACGACUUUGACAGCAUCAUGCACUACGCCCGGAACACCUUCUCAAGAGGAGUUUUCUUAGACACCAUCCUUCCCCGUCGAGACGACAAUGGCGUCAGGCCAACCAUUGGCCAGCGUGUGCGGCUCAGUCAGGGAGACAUAGCUCAAGCCAGGAAGCUAUACAAAUGCCCAGCAUGUGGGGAGACCCUGCAGGACACAACGGGAAACUUUUCCGCACCUGGUUUUCCAAAUGGCUACCCUUCUUAUUCCCAUUGCGUCUGGAGGAUAUCGGUCACUCCAGGGGAAAAGAUCGUUUUAAACUUCACGUCUAUGGAUUUGUUUAAAAGCCGCCUGUGCUGGUAUGAUUACGUGGAGGUCCGCGAUGGUUAUUGGAGGAAAGCCCCCCUGUUGGGUAGGUUUUGUGGUGACAAAGCCCCGGAGCCCCUCGUCUCCACAGACAGCCGGCUCUGGGUGGAGUUCCGGAGCAGCAGCAACAUCCUGGGCAAGGGUUUCUUCGCGGUGUAUGAAGCUACCUGUGGGGGAGACAUUAACAAAGACGCCGGCCAGAUUCAAUCUCCCAACUACCCGGAUGACUACAGACCUUCCAAGGAAUGUGUCUGGAGGAUUACAGUUUCGGAGGGGUUUCACGUGGGGCUCACCUUCCAGGCUUUUGAGAUUGAAAGGCAUGACAGCUGUGCAUAUGACUACCUGGAAAUCCGCGAUGGCCCCACGGACGAGAGCACCCUGAUUGGCCACUUUUGUGGCUAUGAGAAGCCAGAGGAUGUGAAAUCGAGCUCUAACAGAAUGUGGAUGAAGUUUGUGUCCGAUGGCUCUAUCAAUAAAGCGGGCUUUGCAGCCAAUUUUUUCAAGGAAGUGGAUGAGUGUUCCUGGCCAGAUCGUGGAGGGUGUGAGCAACGCUGCAUGAACACGCUGGGCAGCUACCAGUGCGCGUGUGAUCCUGGCUAUGAGCUGGCCGCCGAUAGGAAGACGUGUGAAGUGGCCUGUGGCGGUUUCAUUACCAAGCUGAACGGAACCAUCACCAGCCCGGGGUGGCCGAAGGAUUACCCCAUCAACAAAAACUGUGUCUGGCAGGUGGUGGCCCCCACUCAGUACCGGAUCUCCCUUCAGUUUGAAGUAUUUGAACUGGAAGGCAACGAUGUCUGUAAGUACGACUUCCUGGAGGUGCGCAGCGGCCUGUCCCCCGACGCCAGGCUGCACGGCAGGUUCUGUGGCUCCGAGACACCCGAGGUCAUCACCUCACAGAGCAACAAUAUGCGUGUGGAGUUCAAGUCAGACAACACGGUCUCCAAACGCGGCUUCCGGGCCCACUUCUUCUCAGACAAGGACGAGUGUGCUAAGGACAACGGCGGGUGCCAGCACGAGUGCGUCAACACGUUCGGGAGCUAUCUGUGCCGGUGCAGGAAUGGCUACCGGCUCCAUGAGAAUGAGCACGACUGUAAAGAGGCUGGCUGUGCGCAUAAGAUCAGCAGUGCAGAGGGGACCCUGGUGAGCCCCAACUGGCCUGACAAAUACCCCAGCCGGAGGGAGUGCACCUGGAACAUCUCUUCAACCGAGGGCCACAGGGUGAAACUUACGUUUAAUGAGUUUGAGAUCGAACAGCACCAGGAAUGUGCCUACGACCACCUGGAAGUGUAUGACGGGCCCGACAGCCUGGCCCCCGUCCUUGGCCGUUUCUGCGGCAGCAAGAAACCAGACCCCGUGGUGGCUUCAGGCAGCAGCCUGUUUCUCAGGUUUUACUCUGAUGCCUCGGUGCAGAGGAAAGGCUUCCAGGUGGUGCACAGCACAGAGUGCGGAGGCAGACUGAAGGCUGAAGUGCAGACCAAAGAGCUCUAUUCCCAUGCCCAGUUUGGGGACAACAACUACCCGAGUCAGGCCCGCUGUGACUGGGUGAUCGUGGCGGAGGACGGCUACGGCGUGGAGUUGAUAUUCCGGACCUUUGAGGUCGAGGAGGAAGCCGACUGUGGCUACGACUACAUGGAAGUUUACGACGGCUACGACAGCACGGCCCCCAGGCUCGGCCGCUUCUGUGGCUCGGGGCCAUUGGAAGAAAUCUACUCUGCAGGAGAUUCUCUGAUGAUUCGGUUUCACACGGAUGACACCAUCAACAAGAAAGGCUUUCAGGCCCGGUACACCAGUACCAAAUUCCAGGACGCCCUGCACAUGAAGAAAUAAUGUCAACGUUCUUGAAAGAGAGGAACGGGGAAGGUUUUUUUUUGUUUGUUUGUUUGUUUGUUUUUUUCAAUAAAAAUAGCACCUUGUGAAUCUGCCCUAAAACAGUGUACAGUAUUUUUCUCAAACAAAAACUCAAAAUCUAGUCUUGGAGGUAUGUAUUUGAUGAAAUUUAGCCAACGAGUUAGAGAGAAGAUGUUCCUUGGAUUCUGGCUGCAACAUUAUCAACUGUGGACUUUUAAAGAAGAUUAAGGUUUGACGUCACUGAUCAUUCAAGUUAUGCCUGUUCCGACCCAUUCUCCUUCUUCCUUGCUCCUAUGGGGCAAAAGACCAGACCGUGGGAUGGUCAUUCCUCUAUUUGUGAGCGUGCUUCCAUAGGUGCCAGCUGCAUGACCGUGUCCUGGAGACGCAGGCUGUCUUGUGUCUACACUGGGCAACGAGGAUUAAAGCUUGGCUGUGGCUGAUUUGUUACACAGCUUUGGCUGGAGACUUUUGCUUCUCUCUGUCAGAGACAUAUCAGUAAGGAAAGCUGAGAAUAUGGACAUUGGGACUAACAAAGGCAUGACGGUAAGCGGUGCACACAGGUUGCUUGAGUAUGAGAAUCAUCGUCACGGAGCCAGGAGUCCUCCAGCCUUUUCUCUGUGUCAUCAGCUCUUGCUCGCGUUAUCUUGUUCCCUUGUACGUAAUUACAUCAGGAGGCUAAGGCGUCUGCUGUGAAUUUCAGCAGAACAUUUGCUGGUGAGGGUCCCCAGUUUGCCGAGAAGAACACCUCCUGGCUCCUCCUGAUAUUCCGUUACUCGUCACUCGAUGGCUUUGAGAAGACGCCACCUGUGCUUGGGAUUCCAUGGGCUUAGAAGAACCUUUCUUCCUCCCUCCAGCUGUGGAGGCCCUUGCUGUGGUUGACCUCGACUCCUUGACAACCAACUCAAACUGCAUUUACAAAAUGUGCAAAAACCUCCUAUGAGGGACCAGCUCAGCUCCCUCGGGGGGUGAACACUGUUGAAAAAUUGGUUAAUUGUAAGUUAUGUAAGAAUCAACACCCUGUGGAACACGUCUACCUGUGACUGACUUCCUGUCACCGAUUAGGUUCACGAGUGCAUUGGUGACUUUGCUCAGACUAACUACUAUCCAAUCACCAACUUGCAAUCAGAAUUCACCCCCUGGCACUUGUUUUAGAGAAGUGUGGCGGAUGUUGUUUACAUAACUGUAGAACCUCCAGGUAAAUGUUAAACAGUGAGGUAGUUUUGAAUGGCAUUUCAUUAAGGCAUCUAUGGGCAUUAUGAGCUAAAAGCUGUGGUAUGUAGCUUUAAAAGAGUAUUUAUGUUGGAAUAAUUUUAAAUAAUGUUUACAUAACCAUAAGUCCUGUUUGGUUGGUACUGAACACAGGAUAGAGCACGAGAGUAUUUUCAGUGAGCGCCUAGAUAGUUCCCAAGCAUCAGAAUUCCUUUGGGAUGAAUCAGCAUUAUUUUAAACAAAGUAUUUGCAAAAGAUUAAAGGUUAUAUUUUUUAAAGAUCUGAAUAUGUCCCCCCCAGAGGACUAUGUCUGAUUAAAAUGAAUGCUGGGAGUAAAAAAAAAGAAGAAGAAGAAGAAGAAUACAAAGAAAGGUAGAAAAAAUGCAUGGAAAUAUUUUUUUCCUUAAAACAAAAAAAUCAAAGUAUUAUUAUUAAUAAUAAUAUAUGUCUGUAUAUAUGUAUGUAUGUAAAGGAUCAGCUGUCAGGGCCUUAAUCAACGCAGUGUGAUAAAUGCCGACCCACUAACCAUAGCUUUACCGAGCAGGCCCUUCUGAACCGGCCCUGCGUUUUAUGUGUUCCCUUUCACCAAGCUCUCUCUUGGCCUCUCUUGGCCCUGUGUGGAGGUUCAGCCUACAUUUUCAUAUCAUGAUAUAUACCCCAGGGAAUCUUUGAUUCAGCAAAUGAAGCAGCUUGUCUGGUGGUUCAGGUCUCACCUGCCUGUUAGGGUGGAUUCCAUUUUUCUGAUUUUUGUAUUUUCUGGGGUUUUAUUUUGUUGCACCUUAGUUGUCCGAGUUGAAACUGAAAUCAGGAUACCGAUUAGGUUAAAGAGUGCAUCGGUGACUUUGCUCACCGAUAAGCUGUUAAGGGUCUUUCCCCAAAGACGUGAAAGCUCUGUAGUUUCAAGCUGUAGAAGUCUAAGUAAGAUUAAUGAUUUUCCUGGAUAAGUGGGAGGGACUCAGAAACAGUUAGCUUUGCUUCAGUGUAUGCCACCCUUGUGAAACAAUGGUACUUAUUUUUAUCUCUUUAGUAUGAGUCUUUUCAGAAACACACAACUUCAACAAUUAUCAACCUAUGGCCAAUUUGAAACAAUGGGACUCUUAUGAAAACCUUUAUUUAGGCCUCUGGGAAUGACGUAGUCCCAGAAAAGACAAGCUCUGAUUCAACUGGGACUGGCCAGACCCAGACCGCUGCCCUGGAAGUUCACAAUACGUGAUUUAUGCAUAAAGCAAGCUCUGCAAGGGACCACCUGGUUGGCUUCACGAAAGUAAAGUCUGUUCAGCAGAGAGACCCAGGCCCUCUGCUUUGGCUUUUCCAAUGCGCGGUGACCUUCCUGCACACAUCUCUGGAUGCAGAUGAAGGAGCUAGGGGACACUGCUCCACCCUGCUUUGUCCUCUAAUUGAGUGCUGGGCCUUGGGGGUGUCGCAGAGCUCCAAGACUACCUUCAGUUCAGAGAAUUAGCUUGAUGAUCUCAUGAAAUAUUUGGGGUUGGGUCUUCAGCCUGGUCCAGUUCUAGUGUAACCUGGUCUAGUAGAAGCUAGAACCUGGACCCCAGGGCAGGGUAUACUGUGUUUCUCCGAAAAUAAGACCUAACUGGAAAAGAAUCCCUAGCAUGAUUUUUCAGGGUGACAUCCCCUGAACAUAAAAGCCCUAAUGUGUCUUUUGGAGCAAAAAUUAACAUAAGACCUGGUCUUAUUUUGGGGGAAACACGGUCUGUAAUUAACUUUAGACUGUGGAAAUUCUCCAAACAGAGAAUAUGAGGCUGUGCGUUGGUUCACUGUAUUUUCUUCUAAAGUUAAGUCUCACAUUACUCAUGAAAUGCUCAGCCUGUUUAAGUCACAUGUAACAUCUUGUUAACUAUCAAAUUCACACUGGGAUUUGCCAUUGAUCUGGUCCCUCUGAUAAGUCCCAAGUAGCUCAUGGUAUUGUCCCUGUUCAAUUUGUGAACAAAUCCUCCCUUGGCUUCAGCAGAUGGUUUUUAAGUUUCAUUUGUAGACUGAACUUCUGAAAAAUAACCCCAAAUGCCUAAAGAUUUCUUAAAAAAACAAAAAACAAAAACUGUUCAGAGUGUUAUCUAGAAAUAUACUGUAUUUUCAAUUUUGUGUAAUUUUACAUUUCAUUAACUGAAGUGUUGUCAGUUUCAAAGAGAAAGU